Colletotrichum orchidophilum is the source of this 1599-nucleotide messenger RNA. RefSeq lists its product as uncharacterized. Bases 1 to 1599 code for a protein of 532 amino acids. The transcript is spliced from 2 exons. Lineage: Eukaryota; Fungi; Ascomycota; Sordariomycetes; Glomerellales; Glomerellaceae. The record is from RefSeq and is a predicted model, not a curated record.
AUGUCAUCGCUUUGGGGUUCAAGAAACAAAAAGGACGACGACGACAACGAGGUCCGCGAUGGGCCACCGGAAGAGAGGAGGUCGAACGAAUAUGCGGCACGGGAACCCGAUGAACACACCCGACUCCUUCCAAACCGGCUUGACAGCGACAACCGCCAGUACCUGACGCCCGAUGACCCGGCAGUGUCUCCGUACAACCUCUGGACGGUCCGUGUGCUGCGAUGGGUGACUGUUCUCUUCACGGCUCUCACUUUCACAUGGUGGACCCUGACUUUGGUUUCCUCUUUCGUCACACCGCCUGGGAUGCAUACCCGCGGCUCUGGGUUCUAUGCCUUUAGCUACUCGAGCGUGGCACUUUUUACUCUGCUAUUCACCCUCGUGUUCUUUGCGGCUCCGUCCAAAGCCGUCCGGGUUCUGGCCAUCUUUAUGGCUGUUAUGCUACUCGUCAACAUGAUCCUCAUCCUCGCGGUGCAGAAGAACCGUUACGAAGAGGCCGGAGUAGGAGUUGCGAGUGUUGUCUGGGCUUUUGUAGUGAGCUUGUGGGCGCUCGCCUGCGAUCGCACUGUAAAGUGGGGUAAAGCUGAAGAAGAAGAGCGACUCACUGGCCGAGUCGAGACCAGGCGCACAGUCUGGGAAUGGACCGAGGUGCUCAUCUCUACGGUGGCCUAUAUCAUCCUGUCUUUGAUCAUCAUUCUGAUUACUGCCACGCUGAUUCUGCGAUCGCUCGAUGCCGGUUUCGGCCCGCCGGGUGAGCAAUACUGGGUUGAUGGCGACCAAUACCGGAUCCACGUCUACUGCGACGGCAAUGGCACCGACGCCGCCGGCAACAAGCUACCCACCGUUUUCUUCGAAGGGGGCGAUCUGCCAGUUGAGAAUGGACUUUGGCAAUUUGCGCAAAACGCCUUGAAAAAUGACUCCAUCUCGAGAUACUGCUUCGCUGACCGUCCGGGCUACGGAUGGAGCGAUACCGCCCCCAGUCCUCUGUCAGCUGGCAUGGCAACUGAUGCCCUCAGCGAGGCUCUCGCACGAGCUGGCGAGAAGGGCCCUUGGAUUCUGGCUAGCGCUGGAAUCGGCUCUGUCUACUCUCAGAUCUUCUCCUCUCGACAUGGCAGGGAAGUGAACGGCCUCCUUUUGAUCGAUCCUCUGCACGAAGACCUGCUUCACCGCGUUUCGGACCCCGGCAGAGGUUUUGCGUACUGGCUUCGCGGUGUCUUCUCGCCUCUUGGACUCGAACGCCUCCCAGGCGCCAUCUUCCGAGGACGCACGAGCGCAGAUCGUGUCUGGGGUCGCUCAGCCAGACAGAGUGGAAAGUACCUGUUUUCAAAGUUGCAGGAGAGUCUCGUCGCCGAUUCACUCACCAAGCGUGAGGUGAUUAGUAGCAAGGCCAUCCAGUACCCGGAUGCGCCUCUAGUGGUCAUUAGCUCCGGCGUCAAUAUCCGCAAGGACAGCGAAUGGGAGGAGAAGCAGAGAGACUUUAGCCAUCUGACGAAAAAUUUGAAGCAUUGGGAUACGGUCGACGACGCGCCUCACAAUGUAUGGGAGACGUUGGAUGGACGCCAAAAGAUUGAAAAGAGACUUCGACAGAUGGUCCAUGCGUGA